AAUCCUCCUCCUCUGGGCGCCAGCAUAUAAAAGGGCGGGGCGCACUCUGAGCCACAAACACUCUCUGAGUGAGGCAGAUCACACACACAGUCAUCAUGUCCAGUGAUAAGUCCAAGGCUGCUUCCCAGACCGACGGGAAGGCUGCUUCCCAGACCGACGGGAAGGCUGCUCAGAGCAAGAAGUCUGAGAUGGGCAUGAUGUCCUACAAGAUGUUUGUGUUCGACCAGGAGAACUUCCAGGGUCGCAUGGUCGAGAUCAGCAACGAGUGCAUGAACGUGUGUGAGAUGGGCAUGGACCGCGUCCGCUCCCUCCGCAUUGAGUGUGGACCCUUUGUGGGCUUCGAGCAGAUGAACUUCUGUGGCGAACACUACAUUCUGGAGAAGGGAGAGUUCCCCCGUUGGGACUCUUGGAGCAACUGCCAGAAGAACGACUACCUGUUGUCCUUCAGGCCCGUCCGCAUGGACCCCGAGAAGCACAAGAUCUGCCUGUACGAGGUUGGGGAAUUCAAGGGCCGUAAGAUGGAGAUCAUGGACGAUGACGUUCCGUCUCUGUUCUCCUACGGCUUCACCGACAGGGUCGGCAGCAUAAUGGUCAGCUGUGGAACCUGGGUGGGCUACCAGUUCCCCGGAUACCGUGGCUCCCAGUACCUUCUGGAGAAGGGCGAGUUCAAACACUUCAACGAGUUCGGCGCCCGGCACCCCCAGUUCCAGUCCGUGAGGCGUAUCCGCGACAUGCAGUGGCACCAGCAGGGAUGCUACACCAUGGCCAGCAAGUGAGGCUCAGGGAAGGAGAGAAAGAGAAAGAGCGGAAGAGAGGGAGAGGGGCGGAGGAAGAGAGAGAGGGGGAGAGAUGUCUGAGGCCUUGCCGAACCCCUGGCUGAAGCUUACCAUCUGAAACAGCAAGGGAGAGUGGUGACAUUAAAAAUCCCCCCCUCUUUGAAACCUCAAUUGAAGGACCACCUGGCUACAGAACACCUGAAAAUCAGACAACCCCUCCAUCACUCUCUCUCUACUCUUCUCUUUCUCUCCUGUGAUCCGACCUUAGCUUUUCCCUCGUUCACCCCCCCCCCCCCCCCCCUUCCUUUUUCGUCCCCCAUUCCUUUCUCCUGCAGUCCAUUGCAGCACCAAAGAGGGAACGAGAAAUAUCUUGCUGUUUUACACAUGAUUCUCGGCUCAGGGUAUGAUGCACCAUGGGAAAAGAAGUUUCAAUAUCCACCCCCCACUUCCUAACCCUGUGUAUCGCACACCCUCUCUGCUGUACAGAAUCCUGGCCAACUUUUCAAUAAAAAUGAAAAUCUUGAUUUCAAAA
Messenger RNA from Oncorhynchus mykiss (rainbow trout), 1308 nucleotides. RefSeq names its product beta-crystallin B1-like. Gene Ontology annotation, molecular function: structural constituent of eye lens. The record is from RefSeq and is a predicted model, not a curated record. Gene Ontology annotation, biological process: visual perception; lens development in camera-type eye. NCBI's taxonomy places the organism in Eukaryota, Metazoa, Chordata, Actinopteri, Salmoniformes, Salmonidae.